Messenger RNA from Solenopsis invicta (red fire ant), 4081 nucleotides. RefSeq names its product protein artichoke (gene Gp150). The transcript has 9 exons. Lineage: Eukaryota; Metazoa; Arthropoda; Insecta; Hymenoptera; Formicidae. The coding region runs from base 384 to 3044 and encodes 886 amino acids. Gene Ontology annotation, molecular function: protein binding. The record is from RefSeq and is a predicted model, not a curated record.
AUCGGCAACCGCGACGCGGUCUCCAACAAUUUCUCUCAGCCCGCUCUGGCAAGCCCGAGCUCCGGUUCCUCUGGCGUUCCAGGUGGCGUACCGGUGCUCACCUGCCAUAUAAUUUUUACCUGCGUCUCUCUACUGGAUCGGGGACCAGCCGACCAAUCGGCGCGCCCGACCCUGGGGCCCCACGCUCGGCGCCCAUCUCUCGAGGGAAGGUACGCCUCGAAUAGCACGCUCAGCUCGAACUUAGUUCAGAAAUUCCGCCGUACGCAAUAAACGAACGUGAACCGAUUGUCCUGUCUGCGCAUAUUGCGCCGCGUCAUCGUGCGCCUUGCGAGUGGAUCGAGUUUUCUUCGUCGACAGCAGUUUUGCGGACCAGAAGCCAUAACAUGGAGAUCUCAGCAGCUUGGCUGCUGACCAUCUUCUUGGCGGUCACUACUAUCACGAUCGACGCUCAUACUACUGCAUCACCAACUCCAGCACCAUUCACUACGAAAACCGUUCCUACCAGCACAGAGGAUGCAACGACCGAAGCCACGAAAACAACGAUAUCUAAAAACAACUUUAUAGAUUACGCCAAACCCUUCACGAAUAUGAAGGAUAUAUUGAUGCAGGAAAUCAAAACUUUAGACAAAGACGCUUCUGAUGAUAAGAUUCAGGAAGAGGUGGCGAAGACUUUUAAAGCCGAGGCGCAGAGAGACACCACGAAUUUUCGAUUGAAGACGACCCCUAAACCGAUCAAAACAAUAAAACAAAAUGCUAUUCUGGAGGAAGGUGAAGAAUUACUAGACAAAGAUAAUUCUGGACCCUACGAGGAUCUUAGCGACGAGGAAAGCGAUAGCGAAGACGACGACGAUUUCGGCGACGAGGAGUACGAGGACGAGGACGUGGACGAUGAUGAAGAAGUUAUGACACAGUGCCCUGAUUAUUGCAAGUGCGCCGGGCAGUACGCCUCCGCAACGACUGCAACAUGCACCAAGCUGGUGAAUGAACAGUCCUUCGGGCCAAGUAUCGCUCAUCUGCGCAUCGAGAACGCCGGUGAGAUACAACUGGGACCGAACGCCCUGCGGGCUCGCGGUCUUCAGCAAUUGGAGUCCAUCACCAUCGUCGACACGCGCAUAGUCGAACUAGACCGCACGGCCUUCAAUGGCAUCACGUACCUGUUUGCCGUAAACUUGACACGCAACGGUCUGCAGGACAUCCACCCGAACACCUUCCAGAAUAACACGCAACUCAGCCUGCUUACGAUCGCCGGUAAUCCGCUUAAGCGCAUGCACGACACGAGGCCGACGAAGCAUUAUCUGCUGCACUCACCCUCGGUCACCGAUUUUGAUUUCUCGAACAACGAAGUAUUACGGUUGAAACGCACCGCCUUUUCCAAGAUGCCUCAGCUCAACUUCAUCAAUCUACGCGGUAACCGGCUAAGAGAGCUCGACGGUAUGAUCUUCGACUCGUUGGACUCGCUCAUGGAAGUAGACCUUUCAGAUAAUAUGCUGAAUGAGAUCCCGAUCGAUCUGUUCGUUGACAAAUACGUGCAAAUUCUUCGCGUUGCUGGAAAUAAUCUAUCGACGUUGGCCACUAUAAGUUCCUCGAAACUGACAAUGCUCGAUGCUUCAAGAAACAAGAUCAGGAUAAUUGGCAAAGAGGACCUGGAAGGCGUACCAAGUUUAGACCAAUUAUACGUCAAGUCGAAUAAUUUGAAGAGAAUUCAUCAGCAUGCUUUCAGCAAACUCGAUCAAUUACAAUACCUGGAUAUCAGUGAUAACAAGCUGUCCUCGUUAACCGAGCAUCACUUCAAGUCCAUUUCAAGAUUACAAGUUCUGUUGAUGAACGACAAUCCCGGUUUACAAGUUCUGCCAGUUUUCAAAACUUACGACCUGAAAUAUAACAUAUUCAGCAUCACCCGUUUCGAGUGCGCGAAUUGUGGUCUUGUCAGCAUCGAGCCAGGCACGUUUGAUGAAAUGCCGGCGCUGUCUCGGCUGAAGCUUUCGAAGAAUCACCUGACCGGCUUGCCCGAUGGACUCCUGGAUAAUCUUUCGUCUCUUCGUGAACUGGAUCUGUCCAACAAUUACAUCGCUACUAUCACACCCAAUAUGUUCCGCGGCGCAAUUAAUUUGAUCAAGCUGAAUCUCGCCCGCAAUUCGUUGAGGACAUUGCAAGUGACGCCGUUCCUAAGCCUUCCAGGACUCUCCAAGUUGGAUGUGAGUCGGUGCAAUUUGGAGCGCGUCUGGAGCGAAGCCAGAGUGCCGUUGAAGAGUCUUCGCUAUUUGUCAGUUCGCGAUAAUCUUCUACGACGAAUUACCGUCGAGGAACUCAGGGCGACGCCGCAUCUCACCGGUCUGGAUUUGUCGCACAAUCCUCUGGAUUGUGACUCCGAAUUCACCGAAGCUGUGCAAUGGCUCACCGAUCACGGCGUUGCACCGACAGAAGUAUUUGAGCUUGUCAGUGAUAAGUUUGACAUUGAAGACAUUGACAACUCCAUGGACAUCAACCAGUGGACAGAUUUGGCGAAGGUAGCUUGCGAUGGAAUCGAGGAUGGUCCACCGGCCAGAGCACUUCCUGGCAAAGACACGCACCGGAAAGACAUUCGUCUGGAUUUCGAUAUUGUAGAGGAUUCCGAUCCUUUGAAAAAUGAACUUGAUAAUGGCGAGAAGCUGACCCUCGAUCGUGGCAUGGAGCGUAUUGACGAACCGCGACUCGCGGAGGAUCAAGAAUAUGACGAGGACUUCGCGGUCACCACGGAAUAUCACACUUGGUACAACUUGAGACCUGGCUUCAAAGUCUGGCUGGUUUCCGGUACCGUUCUGUCCGUUCUGGUAGUCUUCCUGUUGGUAGCGCGCAUCGCCUGCUGCUUGGCGAACAAACGAGGACGGGGUCCCGUAAUCAGGCCACCCAUGAUCCUUCGUCAGGGCCUGGUCGACAACAAGAAUUGCGGUUUAGUGUACAAACCGCUGCAGGAGGAGAUAGCCACGCCUCACAUGCCAAAACGAGGUAGCUUCUACUCGAGCAGCGCCUUCCAUUACAACAAAAUCGUACCGGAGAGUGUAUAAGAGAACUUUCCUGAUUAAUUAAAUGGUCAAUUACGCGCCGAUCGAUAAUAUUGGCCGUGAACGGCAUGCCGUCAAAGAUCAUUUUGCGCGCCAUUCUGGCGAAUCAAGAGAAGUUCUUCAGACUGUUAUUGGGUGAACGAUGAAGCCGAUGAGGAUAAUUAGGCACCACUCCUUUGAUCAUGCAGCUCAUGAAAUAUAUAUCCGUCAAUGUAUACAUGUAUUUUUUUUGUCAGCCAAUUGUACAUUAUUUUUUCAAUGAAAAAAUAGAAAAUUAUGAGCAUUUAAUUCUACCUCCUAGAAAUGCUUGCGAUUGAAACGCAUGUUUCUUCUAGGCUUUGUCGUAUUCUCAAAGUUUAAACAAAACACGUGAUUAAUAAGCGUUUAUUGUUAUUAUAUUAACUCAAAGAUGCCUGAUAGAAUAAUAGUUACAUUAUCUUAGAAAUAUAAACCGCAGUACUGUGUUACAAUCACAUAUAAUCGUAUAUCUUUUUGUAAGAAACAACGAAAAAAUUAGAUUAUUUUUUACAAAAAGUAGAGUUAUGAAACAUUACAACAACGUACUUAUUAUUUAUAAGCUACAAGUUUGUAAAAGCUUUACUCAAUUAAGCAGUGAGUUUCGAAGCGCAAUUCAAAGAAAAGCAGUACUGCUUAGAAGCAUAUUUAAUCCAAUGAAGAUUUUACAUGAGAAUGUAACUUAAUAAUAAUAGAAAUAUUACGGAAUUUGGGCAAAAGAGUUGUAGCUGGUGAGAGACGAAUGAGAGAAUUACGUAUGACAGAUGUAAAAUUUUCUACGAAACGGAUCGAGAGAGCUCACUGUAGGAUGCCCAGUCAGAGUAAUAUAUGCCACUACCAUAAAACAAUAAUUUUUAAUUAUGAAGCCAAUACUCUCGCUCAUUGGCGAGAAUUCGAAAAUUUAUGUCGAAGAUAAUUGUUUUACGUACGUUAUGUCGCUGCGUGCGCACAAGCUUUAUUAUGCUAUUAUAUAUUUACGCUGUAAAUAAUACAAACCGUUUUAAUAAAAUUUUAUUUAGACCAAA